Messenger RNA from Larimichthys crocea (large yellow croaker), 4488 nucleotides. It is a transcript of the gene sox5, whose product is annotated as SRY-box transcription factor 5. Gene Ontology annotation, biological process: regulation of transcription by RNA polymerase II; cell fate commitment; positive regulation of chondrocyte differentiation. The transcript has 18 exons. NCBI's taxonomy places the organism in Eukaryota, Metazoa, Chordata, Actinopteri, Sciaenidae. The coding region runs from base 417 to 2702 and encodes 761 amino acids. Gene Ontology annotation, molecular function: DNA-binding transcription factor activity, RNA polymerase II-specific; RNA polymerase II cis-regulatory region sequence-specific DNA binding. The record is from RefSeq and is a predicted model, not a curated record. Gene Ontology annotation, cellular component: nucleus.
CAAAACUUGUUAGGAGCAGAUUUGUUAGUAAUUUAUUUACCAACUUUUUACGCCAUGACUACAGCGGGUGAAGUGAAGAGAGAGAGCAGGAAAGAGGUGGAGUGGCAAGAGAGAGACAGAGAAGUGACACAAAUCAAUGUGAGCACCCAAACCACCAUCACCAGCAGCAGCAGCAGCCUCCCCGACCUCCAUCACCUCUAUGCCUUUCCAUGGGAAAGACGGACAGAGCCAGAGUCACAGGAAAGACAGUCUACUCCACAACACAGCAUCCGGGUUGGUUGUCUCUCUGAUGGGUAUUCACUCUGCAGCAGAGCCGCCUCUUCAGGGACGCUUGUAGGAGUGAAAAAGCCCGGUGGACAGAGGAACUGAUUACUUCUAGACAUUUUUCUCUUCACGUUGCUCCAUCAAGUAACUGGAUGUCUUCCAAGCGACCAGCCUCUCCAUAUGGGGGGACAGAUGGAGAGGUAACCAUGGCAACCAGCAGACAGCGAGUGGAGGAUGAGGAUAGUGAGGGACUGGGCGGUGUCAUCCACCUCCCCCUGGCCUCCUACUGCGGCAAGGUGUCCCCUCGCUCACCCCCCAGCCGCAACUUGGACAGCCCCCCCAACAUGGAGCUGGACGGCACUAAGGGGAGCUCUCUGAGUCCUUACCCCCAGCACAAUGCUACCUCACCGGGCAAAGAAGAAGGCGGAGGUGGGGGGCGACCCUGCAGUGACGGGGGCUCGGCCACGGGUACCCUGGGGACUCCCGAGAGACGUAAGGGCAGCCUGGCAGACGUGGUGGACACACUGAAACAACGCAAGAUGGAAGAGCUGAUCAAGAACGAGCCAGAAGAGGCCCCCAGCAUUGAGAGGCUGUUGUCAAAGGACUGGAAGGAUAAACUUUUGGCCAUGGGCUCAGGGCACAUCGGAGAAAUUAAAGGUACUCCAGACAGCCUGGCGGAGAAAGAGCGCCAGCUCAUGGGCAUGAUUGGCCAGUUGAGCAGCCUGAGGGAGCAGCUCCUGGCGGCCCACGAGGAGCAGAAGAAGCUGGCCGCCUCACAGAUGGAGAAGCAGAGGCAGCAGAUGGAGCUGGCCAAGCAGCAGCAGGACCAGAUUGCCCGGCAACAGCAGCAGCUUCUGCAGCAGCAACACAAAAUCAACCUCCUGCAGCAACAAAUCCAGCAGGUCCAGGGCCAACUCCCUCCACUGAUGAUUCCCGUCUUUCCUCCAGACCAGAGGACUCUGGCGGCGGCUGCAGCCCAGCAGGGCUUCCUCAUGCCCCCUGGCUUCAACUACAAGCCUGGCUGCAGUGACCCCUACCCUCUCCAGCUCAUCCCCACAACAAUGGCUGCUGCUGCUGCUGCUGCCACACCAGGCCUGGGACCCCUACAACUCCAGCAGUUGUACGCAGCUCAGCUGGCGGCCAUGCAGGUCUCCCCAGGGGCCAAGCAGCACGGAGGAAGCCUGCCCCCACAAGCCAACCUGGGCACACACUCCCCACCCACCAACACACACCCACAGAGUGACAAGGGUCGCAGCUCCCCGCCAUCAAACAAGACCAAGGACAGUGAGGGUGCACAGCCACUGAACCUGUCGGCCAAGCCUAAGGCAUCCGAGAGCAAGUCACCCAACUCCCCCCCAACUUCCCCACAGGUCCCUGCUGCUGCUGCCGCCACCAAGCUGGGCCAUGCCGGCUCCAUGAAGCACAGCAUCGCCCCCUCCAGCAUCGGUGGACCACCGACCAGAGUCAGCUCAAUUGCAGACUUGUUGUCGUCGCUGUCCUCCACAGCCUACCUGAACGACCACGAGGCGGUGACCAAGGCCUUCGCCGAGGCCCGGCAGAUGAAGGAGCAGCUGAAGAGAGAGCAGCAGGUCCUGGACGCCAAGGUCGCCGCUGUCAGCAACCUCAGCCUCAACAAUGGGCGCUCGGACAAGGACAAGGCUGCCCUGGAGAGUCUGAGUCAACAGCUGAAGCAGCAGGCGGAGGACAAGUUCAGCCACGCCAUGCUGGACUUCACCAUGAGCGGAGACUCUGACGGCUCCCCCAGUGUGUCAGACUCCAGAAUAUUUCGGGAGGCUCGGGGUCGCGGAAGCGCUGAGCCGCACAUCAAGCGGCCGAUGAACGCCUUCAUGGUGUGGGCCAAGGACGAGAGGAGAAAGAUUCUCCAGGCCUUCCCCGACAUGCACAACUCCAAUAUCAGCAAGAUCCUCGGCUCACGCUGGAAGGCCAUGACCAACCUGGAGAAGCAGCCCUACUACGAGGAGCAGGCUCGCCUCAGCAAGCAGCAUCUGGAAAAAUACCCAGACUACAAGUACAAGCCGCGACCCAAACGCACCUGUCUGGUGGACGGCAAGAAGCUGCGCAUCGGCGAGUACAAGGCCAUUAUGAGGUCUCGCAGACAGGAAAUGAGACAAUACUUUAGUGUGGGGCAGCAGGGUCAGUUGCCCUUGUCCUCCGCGGGCGUGGUUUACCCCAGUGCCCUGUCAAUGGCAGGAAUGCCCUCACCCCAGAUGCCCUCAGAGCACUCAAGCAUGUCCAGCAGCCCCGAGCCCAACGCCAACCAUCACCAGAACCCCCACAUGCUGAAGGGGGACGAGCCACGAAUCAAGGAGGAGGAGCUACGGCUGGACGACAGCAACGGUGACGUGUACGACGACUUCGACUACGAGGACGAAGAGGCCGAUUACGCCAGCGAUAAUGACAACCAUAUCACCCAAUAGGACGGCGCGAGAGCCGUCUUUCUCUUUUUUUUUUUCUUCCCCCAAGCCAAUCACAGCUGGUUAAUCCCACACAAUCCCAAACCCACCAAUCAGGAAGAAAACUUUCUCUUUUGCCAAUCACCUUGACUCCCCAGUCUCACAAACCCCGCCACCCUGCCCCCAACCCCCGUCCUGACUAACAUGGACUCUUUUAACAGAGCCAGACGCCUCCCACUGGAGUCCUGAUACCAGCAUCCGAUCAAUCAACUGAAGCACAGGACCUGUCACUCACACUGACUGUUACACGAACUGGAGUCUGGGAGGAAGAGACGACCAAGCCAGCUCUGAAGUUUGCUGAGGAAUAUUCAAGUACUACUGCAAGAGUUUGAGUGUAAUGCCACGAGUGAGGAGAAAUAAAAAUCACACUCAGAAAGCAACCUUUUAGACCCGUUUGUAGAAAAGGAGACAUUUAAAAAUGAAAGGCGGAACAGUGGACCUGUCAAAGGCUAACAGAUGACACUUUAAGAUGGCGGACCUGUUUAUUAUCAAGAGACACUUUUAAAAAAAAAAAAACAGCUUUUUUUGUUCUUUGGUUCUAUAAUAUUCUCACUCAGGUACACGGUGCCAAUAAGUGGCUUGUGAAUGUGAUUUGUUGUUUUUGUGCUACAAGUUUGAAUAAUAAUAGAAAAAAGAGACAUUUCUUUUUUUCCCCUUUUGUUGUAAAGCACCUGAAAGACAUCAGACAUGUUUAUUUUUAACAAGAACAUAUCUUUUUCCUCGACCUCGCAGUGUGCUGUCAGCGGUUCGCCCCCCCUCUCCCCUUUUUUCUCUGUGUUUUUGUGACUGCCCACUCCCUCACGCCUUCCCCCAUUCAGAAUCCAAUGGGACGGUCCGGUCGGGACUGACCUGUGCAGCGUUGGACUGUCCCACUUUGAGGAUUUUCAGGAGGGGAGAGGGGGAGUCUCUCUGGCGUCACGGAGCAGAAACGAAAGCACUGUGUUGUGAGACAAUCCACCAGUUUUAUUCUCGCUCCGUCCCUUAUAUAUCUUGAUCUUGUCCAGGACAAAACAUCAGUACGACUUAGCUUGAAACAUCCGACAGUGUGAGUGUGUGUCGGUGUGUGUGUGCCGUGUGUACUCCUGUUGACCGUUUGCACAAGGCUUAUAAAGACGUGUAGGAUACAGAAAGACAGGCAACUUACACUGCUGCUGUUACUUACUGUACCACACACACACACACACACACACACACACACUCACGCACAUAUAUACAACUGUUGUUCUGUCCUUCAGUGUUUUCCUGCUCCCUCCAAUCAACAUCGUCCUGCUGUCCCCAGUGGGUGGAGCCAAGGUGAAGUCAGCCAGUCAGUGUUUCUGUUUGUAUUUGAAUACUGUAUUUUAUUAUUUCUCUUCAAACUGCCUCUAGUCUAAUAAUAUUAUUAACAAUAAUUAUAAGGAUGGUCAGCGUUUCCUAAGUUUAGUAAGUUAUGUACAGUAUAAUUUAUUUUUCUCCUCUUUAUCGGGUUUUUAUGACCAUAUGAAACUAUGACAGUCAAUGAAACAUUAUUCUAUUUAGCUGGUAGGUAUUUAGAUCUAAACAAAAGUUGUCAUUUUACCUUGCUUUGUUUUGCAUUCUUAUGUUCCCUUCUUUUUUGAUGCGUUCGUUUUGUAUUAAUCUUCUGGACGGGUGGGCGGGCGGAGUUAGGACAGCGAGCUGGACUGACAGACUUGACGCCAGCCCUCCUCCGAGCUGAAGACGUAACCUUUUCAUGUCCAAACCCAUUUCUAAAAAGCACUCAGACUCUGUG